AAACUGUAGACUCUAGACAGAUAGUCCUGCAUCACAUGUCCACAUUGUUUACAAGGCAUGCAAAUUGGGAAUGAUAAAAUCUGGAAAGGAUGAACAAAGCAAAAAGAUGCAUAAGAGGAGCAAAUUACCCGGAAUAACGUGUUGCUCGCAGUACCGGUGCUAAAAGGGUUGAGAACUGUUGUGGUGUAGUGACGGCGGUUCUGUCCCCUUUGUGGCCACGCAUUUGCAUGGAACUAUAUAUUUGGAUCUACUUGGGGCAUUAGCAGGGAAAAGCUGCUUACUAGUCAAUCAUCCUUUCUAAUGACCUUCUAAACCUUUAAGUGUUGUAUAUAUAUAUAUAUUUAUUUAAACAUUAUAAAGUUUGUUCAAGGGCGGUAAGGUGUGACCUUUCUGAAAACAGCUUACCUCAUGGGUUUUCGAUGGUUUGGGCAAUCUCCGGUGAGUAUCAUCAAGCCCUGGCCUCGCCACGCCUGCCCCCCAGAAUUGCCAGCCUGUGAGGCCUUGCAAGGCUUUGUACAUGAAGAGACCUUCGUGAUCAAUUCCAUCAAAGGACGUGACCAGGUGAUUCGCGGUGUGCCAGUGGCAGGUGUUGAUGAGAACGGCCACGGGACCAUCCACUUGCACGUGCGCAGGGACAAACAAAACUAUGAGUUUAGCUUUGCACGUGCACUGCCGGGAGAGAAACUCAACUUGAUCGUCACCCACGUGACCAAGAAUCGCUUGAAAAAGAAAGAGAUUGCAAAUUUUCAUCUUGCAAUUGAUGAGCGCUGCUCUGCUUCAAUUGAGGAGGUGACGCCACGGUGCCAGCACUUUGCAGAGAAAUGUGGUGGUUGCUCCUUUCAAAAUUUGAAGUACGAGGCUCAAUUGCGAGAGAAGUUCGAGCUUCUGAAAAUGCGAUUGAAGGAGUACGAAGUCCAAGUACCAAGGGCUCCCGUUGAUCCACCAGUACCAAGUCCUCCUUUUGGCUGGCAUGCGCGCACGGAGUUUCGCGUUUUUCUUCGGGAUGGCUUGCAGAUGGGUCUUCAUCCAGAAGGCAGUCCGGUGCCCGUCCCUUUGUCCCGAUGUCAUUUACACCCAGAAGCUGCACAUGAAGCCUUUCAGGCUUUGCUGACUGCUUUGCGAGCUGCCAAGUGCACACCCUUUGAUGAACGGACCGGCCGUGGGUGGUUGCGCCAUGUGGUGCUUCGCUCAGCUCACGCCGCAGGACUGGUGGAAUCUUUGGCCACCUUGGUAACUGUUGGGGAGCCCCCUCGUGAAGUCUUGAACCGUGUAGCAGUGGUGGCCAUGCAAAAUGCUCCACGACUGGUGGGAGUGACAUGGUCAACGGAGGGUGAGGAAAGCUUGAAAUCCCCUGGCUGGCGCAGCGUCGGACAGCAAAGUCACAAAGUGCUGGCCGGAAGGUCCUAUUUGAUGCAUGAUGUAGUGGGGAUGAAGCUAAAGAUCUCCUCCGAAGCUUUCUUCCGGCCGAACAUAUUCCUAGCGGAGACCUUGAUUCAAACGGUCUUGGAGAUGAGCGCUGUUCAACCUGGCGAUGUAGUCUGGGACACCUUCUGCGGUCAAGGGCUUUUUACUUCAGCUUUCUUGCAAAUGCAUCGGGACCUUCAGAUGGUGUGCAUCGACCGGUCGCUGCCAGCGCUUCAGAAGCUCCAGCAGAAUUUGGCCGAGUGGGGCCACGCGAGCUCCGCAGAGGUCUUGCACGGCGACUUGGGAAUUCCUGCGUAUUUGCACCGGCUGACCGCCGCGCUCCCAGACCAACAUCGAAAAGGAGAGUUGGAUGAGGCCGACGAGGCACAUGAGGCCGACUUGAAUUUCGAGGAUGAGGUGGAAGAAGCUGACAUACCCUUCCAUGACACACCCUUCCAGGAGAAAGUUCCUGCCUCCUUGCCAGCACCUCAAAUCCUUUUAGUUGACCCUGGGCGCAAUGGCAUGCCCAAGCCAUUUCGACGACACUUGCUUGACCUAGAGGUGGCUCGGGUUGUCUACAUCAGCAGUGGGCGAGCGCUCCUGCGAGACUUGGCUUACCUGACAUCACGUGGAUACAAACUCGAAGAGAUCAAGUGCUUUGAUCUCCAACCGCACACGGCAAAGUCUCUCGAGGUAGUCGCACAUCUUGAGUGGACAGGGAUUGGCUAAACUGUGCCCAGAA
Messenger RNA from Durusdinium trenchii, 2146 nucleotides. Lineage: Eukaryota; Dinophyceae; Suessiales; Symbiodiniaceae. The record is from the annotation of a GenBank genome assembly.